AUGCCCCGCCAUGAGGAGGGUGAAGUAGUUUUGCGGAGCGUCUGUGUGGAGACACUUGGUCAGCCCCGGCUCCCCUCCUGCUGUGAGUUUUUCCUGUUGGCCGUGAUGUCGUAUGACCGCUACGUGGCCAUCUGCAAGCCCCUGCACUAUGUGACCAUCAUGAACAGCAGGGUCUGCAGGAAUCUCAUCUGCUGCUGCUGGGGGUCUGGCUUCCUGAUCGUCCUCCCAGCCCUCAGCUUGGCCCGCCGUCUAGAAUUUUGCAACUUUGUUAUUGACCAUUUUUUCUGUGAUGCUUUUCCAAUACUGAAGAAUUCCUGUUCAGACACGUGGCUGAUAGAGCAGCUGGUUAUAGCCAGUGCUGUAUUGACCUUCAUCAUGACCCUGCUGUGUGUGGUUCUGUCCUACAUCUACAUCAUCAGGACGAUCCUGAGGUUGCCUUCUGUGCAGCAGAGAAAAAAGGCCUUUUCCACCUGCUCUUCUCACAUGAUCGUGGUCUCCAUCUCGUACGGCAGCUGCAUAUUCAUGUAUGUCAAACCCUCAGCUAAGGAUGAAGUGACCAUUAAUAAGGCAGUUUCUCUGCUUAUUGUGUCGGUUGCCCCCUUAUUGAAUCCUUUCAUUUAUUCCCUGAGAAAUAAACAAGUCAAGCAGUCUUUCCAUGACACUCUUAAAACACUUGCGUUUCUUUCAAGGAAAUAG
Molecule: messenger RNA, 696 nt
Organism: Condylura cristata (star-nosed mole)
Lineage: Eukaryota; Metazoa; Chordata; Mammalia; Eulipotyphla; Talpidae
Product: olfactory receptor 6C2-like
Exons: 2
Coding region: 1-696 (231 amino acids)
Biological process (GO): G protein-coupled receptor signaling pathway
Cellular component (GO): membrane
Molecular function (GO): olfactory receptor activity; G protein-coupled receptor activity
Source: RefSeq, a predicted model, not a curated record